AUGUUUUCUUCCUCGGCCUCUUUUACUCCCUUGUUGAUGUUGAUUUCUGGGAUCUUGUGCUAUACUCCGAAACCCUUUUUUUUUCUCAUUCUCUCUUCUCUCUCUUCUCUAUCUUGUUCUCCACCAUUCCAUCUUCUUCUCUUCUUCUGUCGUUUUCUUCGUUUGCCUAUCUUCUUUGAUUCUGUCGAUCUUCUGCCCGCCGUUUCUGUAUCUUCGUUGCCGAUCUUCUGCCCGCCGUUUCUGUAUCUUCGUUGCCGAUCUUCUGGGCGCCGUUUCUGUAUCUUCGUUGCCGAUCUUCUGGCCGCCGUUUCUGUAUCUUCGUUGCCGAUCUUCUGCCCGCCGUUUCUGUAUCUUCGUUUCCGAUCUUCUGCCGUUUCUGUAUCUUCAUCACUGAUUGAAAUUAUGUUGAAAGAGGGGAAGGUAGAUUCGCAAACACACAUAAUAGGUUGUGCAGCUGUUCUACAGAUAUGGGCGUUCAACCAUCUGUCAUUGGGUGAACCAUCUCUUCCCAAGUUUAGUUUCCCGAGAUUUUUGAAUUGGCCAAUCUUACAGUGUCAGAAGAAAACAAUAUUAAAAGCAUUUCAAAAUAACAUGAUAAUUGAAGAGUUAACUGCCACAAAUGAAGAACUUGAAUUUGACAUGGUAAAUGAAGCAUUGCAUAAACAAGAAAAUCAAAUUGUACGUUAUGUUGAUUAUCAACGAUUGGUGGCGGAGAAUAGGCAGUCCCAAGAGAAGAUUUCAAUUCUUGAGGGUGAGGUAAAAUUGUUGAAAGAAGAAUUGUGUAAACGUCAACCAAUGCAUGAAUCCGAUCAUGAAUUUGAUGAUGAGGUGGGAAUUAGUAACCCUUUUGAGAAUGUUGGGGAUGAAGUCGAAUGUGAGCCUAACGUGAACAGUUCAGCAAAAGCAACGUCAAACAUAAUUACGAGAAUGAAAGAUAAACCAAGGAGGCGAGUUAAAAGUGUCGUCAAUCAAAUUACUAUUAUUUGA
This is a messenger RNA of Cicer arietinum (chickpea), 987 nucleotides long. The record is from RefSeq and is a predicted model, not a curated record. Lineage: Eukaryota; Viridiplantae; Streptophyta; Magnoliopsida; Fabales; Fabaceae.